CGCCUGUGAUUCGUUGUGGACUUUAAGGUUCCACCCAUUUCGGGGGAAAACGGAACCGUGAAGUGCAAGUGCUUCAUUCGCCUUUCAUUCCAUCGUGCUGGGUGACUUUCGGAGGCAACAUCGAACGCUACUCCCUAAUCAAAAUUCCAUCUUCACUCCGGGCUUCAGAAAAUUCAUAAUUCUGUAUAGUGAUAAAUCAUGUCGAAUUAUUCGGAGAUAGAUGAAUCACCGUCGGGGGCAAGCUUGGGGCUAGUGGUAGCGACAUCGUUCCAAAUUCUUUUCGGAAUCUUGGGACUGGUGGGGAAUUCUGUUUGCUUUGUCGUUUUACGCCGUCAAUCUCUCAAGAACCACACAAAUUGGUUAAUUGUAAACCAGUGUACGGCCGACCUCCUAACAUCUAUCGUUUUAAUAUUGGUCGUCGUUCAACUCCAUUGGUUUACCCUUCCUCCGAAUCUUGGAUACCUCGGAUCCCAACUCUACUGCCGUCUUUGGGAUUCGCGGAUUCUCAUCUUCAGCGGCUUUUCGACAUCUACAUUCAACUUGGUAAUCAUAUCUGUUGAACGUUACGUCGCGGUUGUGCACCCGAUGCUGUAUGUGACGCGUAUCAAACGUAAAACAAUGUACGUCCUUGCGGCAACUGCUUGGCUAACCGCACCAACUCUACAGAUUGUUUUGGCAAUUACCCAGUUCGACUACCGCGGUGGACGCUGCGUUGUAAUCGACAGAGGGCCGGCAGUCGGCGUUGCGUUGUUUCUUUGGGAAUAUUUUUUUCCAGUCGUCAUCAUGGGCUUUUCCUUUGUCCGCAUAGCAGCUCGGUUGUGCUCUCUUAACCGCGUCUCAACCGCGGUGACGGAUGGCACCGACGCUUCCACUGCAGCAAACGGUACUCAACCUUCAAACGUGCCCUCUGGACCCGAACCAACAUCGUUCGCGCCUGUAUCAACGAAUGGCCCAAGGACUGGCCCUGCGCCAGCACCAGCUAAUCCAACCAUGCAGGAAUGCAGGAACGUUCGACGACGUAACAUCACCGUGACUCUCCUCAUAAUCUACCUUACUUAUCUAGUUUGCUGGACACCCAACCAGAUUGUCUUUUUGGCCUUCAAUUUCGGAGUUCUCCCGAACUACAUAGGCAGUACAGGUCAUAUAAUUACAACAUUUCUUGCUACACUGAACAUCUGCGUAAAUCCAAUCGUAUACGCUGUGAAGUAUAAGACAUUCAAGAAAGGACUACGAAAUUUCGUGUUCAGAUGUCUUCGAAUUCAGGAAUAGUGUAAAUGGCAUCAAUUAUUGGGCUAGCCCAAUUAUUGCCAUGCACUUUAAGUCCAAUUGAUCAUGUUGAUAGGUCCUCGCGCUGUCAUUUUUUUUUUGUAUUCAUUUCAAUCAAUUCACAUGUCAGGUCUAGAAAAAACCACUUAACAACGCGUUUGUUAUAUUUUUGAAUAAUUAACAAAAGGGAGGGUGAGAAAUUGCGAUCUAAAAGGAUUGACAUGAAAU
Messenger RNA from Lytechinus variegatus (green sea urchin), 1494 nucleotides. RefSeq names its product G-protein coupled receptor moody-like. Bases 199 to 1269 code for a protein of 356 amino acids. Gene Ontology annotation, biological process: G protein-coupled receptor signaling pathway. The transcript has a single exon. Gene Ontology annotation, molecular function: G protein-coupled receptor activity. Gene Ontology annotation, cellular component: membrane. The record is from RefSeq and is a predicted model, not a curated record. Lineage: Eukaryota; Metazoa; Echinodermata; Echinoidea; Temnopleuroida; Toxopneustidae.